UAAGAAUCCUGUCAUUCAGAUCAAUUUGUCAACAAAAUAAAUCUCCAGCUGAGCUUGAAUUGUUUCAAGCCUUUUACAAGUCCCCACCUGAGAUUUCUUCCUCUUAUUGAUCAGCAAAUUCCCUUUUUCGGCUCCUUAACAUCAGCUGCUUGCUUUUUCACUUAAUUGACGAAGGAGGGUGAAGGAUCUAAUUAGCAAAGAUGAAUGAUCUAAUGACAAAGUCUUUCACGAGCUAUGUUGACCUCAAGAAGGAGGCCAUGAAAGAUCUCGAAGCUGGUCCUUAUUAUGAUGUCGAAAUGACAUCCUCAGCAAACACUAUGGACCAGAACCUCAAUCUUUUCCUAGAAGAAGCUGAGAAUGUGAAGAAGGAAAUGGGGGAAAUCCAGGAAAUAUUGGACAGACUCCAAGAGGCCAAUGAGCAAAGCAAGUCCUUGCACAAACCUGAGGCUCUCAAGUCUUUGCGCAAUGAGAUCAACAAAAAUAUUGUCACAGUGCUCAAAAGGGCCAGAACAAUUAGGUCUCAUCUUGAAGACAUGGACUGUGCCAAUGCUGCUAACAAGCGCCUCUCAGGCUGCAAAGAAGGAACCCCGAUUUACAGGACUAGGAUUGCAGUUACUAAUGGCCUAAGGAAGAAGUUAAAGGAGUUAAUGAUGGACUUUCAAGGGCUGAGGCAGAAAAUGAUGGCUGAAUACAAAGAAACAGUUGGGAGAAGGUAUUUUACUGUGACUGGAGAGUACCUAAAUGAGGAUGAUAUAGAGAAGAUCAUUUCUGAUGGUGGUAAUGGGGGUGAGGAGUUUUUGACACGUGCAAUACAAGAGCACGGGAGGGGUAAAGUUUUGGAGACUGUGGUGGAGAUUCAAGACAGGCAUGAUGCGGCAAAAGAGAUUGAGAAGAGUUUGUUGGAGCUGCACCAGAUCUUCUUGGACAUGGCUGUAAUGGUGGAGGCACAGGGUGAGCAGAUGGAUGAUAUUCAGCACCAUGUGAUGAAUGCUUCAGAUUAUGUCAAGGAUGGUACCAAAGAGCUCAAGACUGCAAAGAACUACCAGAAGAGCAGCAGAAAGUUGAUGUGUGCGGGUUUGAUUCUUCUGUUGUUGAUCAUUCUAUUGGCUAUCAUCCCUGUUGCCACCAGCUUUAGCAGUUCUUGAAUUUUGUAAGGCUCUACAGAGGAUUUAAUGUCCUGUUAAAUGCUAUGGCUUGGCUGAAGGAAGCCUCAAAGUCCUUAUACUUGGACUAGGUUGUCUGAGACUUGAUAUUUUUUUACUUUUUAUCUUAUUGAUUGGAAUUUGAAUACAAUGUCUUGAUCAUAAUUUUUUUCAUAA
Messenger RNA from Mangifera indica (mango), 1319 nucleotides. Its product is annotated as syntaxin-related protein KNOLLE-like. The record is from RefSeq and is a predicted model, not a curated record. The coding region runs from base 201 to 1145 and encodes 314 amino acids. Gene Ontology annotation, molecular function: SNAP receptor activity; SNARE binding. Gene Ontology annotation, biological process: vesicle fusion; intracellular protein transport; exocytosis. NCBI's taxonomy places the organism in Eukaryota, Viridiplantae, Streptophyta, Magnoliopsida, Sapindales, Anacardiaceae. The transcript is spliced from 2 exons. Gene Ontology annotation, cellular component: SNARE complex; plasma membrane; endomembrane system.